Zerene cesonia (dogface butterfly) is the source of this 5687-nucleotide messenger RNA. RefSeq names its product cyclic nucleotide-gated cation channel alpha-3. The transcript is spliced from 16 exons. Lineage: Eukaryota; Metazoa; Arthropoda; Insecta; Lepidoptera; Pieridae. Gene Ontology annotation, cellular component: plasma membrane; intracellular cyclic nucleotide activated cation channel complex. The record is from RefSeq and is a predicted model, not a curated record. Gene Ontology annotation, molecular function: intracellularly cAMP-activated cation channel activity; protein-containing complex binding; cGMP binding. Bases 431 to 2818 code for a protein of 795 amino acids. Gene Ontology annotation, biological process: monoatomic cation transmembrane transport.
ACCCGGCCGUUUCGUCAUUGCGACGGAGGCUGUCGUUUGUCAGCUCUGGACCGGAGGAGCGCUAGUUCCGCACCGACCGCAUCGUGGUACCGUGUGACAACCGGCCCGCGUAACGCAAGCACGCCUCCGAAGCCCCGGGAAGCACUGCGGCACGUCCCACCAAACCGUGAGGUGUAACUUGAACGGUGAAAUCGGCUAGUGUUUGUGCUCGUGCUCCAUAGCUCAGUGAAACUUUCCCGGGACCGGCGAUUGUGGCGCGAUGUGAAGUGGCGACCGUGAAUUCAUGUGUAAGUUGGCGCAGGGAGGUGAGUGGAGGCACACGCGGGCAAGAUGGCUGCGGCGGCUAGCUGAUAGCAUGCGGGCGGCGGCGCGGCCCGCCCCGACCUAGCCGAUCGCACUAGGAGCGCCACCUUCACGGCGGGAGUCGAGCAUGCUUCGGCACCAAUUAGGUCACGUUCCCGCCGGGCUAAUCUACACCAUGAGAGAAGAUCAGCGUCAUAAUGGUAGCAUAUUCACAGUAGGCGCGCUGGAGGGCGGUCCCCUGGGCGGCGGCAGCGGCGGCGCGCUCGGCGCUCUGCGUGCGCCUAGCUCGCCGCCCGCGUCCAGCCUCGGCACUAGCCGGCACAGUCUCAUAGAUAUGAUGACGUGUCGGCUGGGCUCGCGGCGGCUGGGCGGGUCGCGAGGCUCCCUGCAAGCCGGCACCGCAUGCUCUGCUGCGAGUGAAUUGGAUCUCUCUUUACGCUCACGACGCUCACAUAAAGCUAGAUUAAAACUCCUGGGGGCGAGUGGCGAGGCUCCACUGCUCGGCGGCUGGCGCAGCACGCCGCACACGCCGCACGCGACGCCCGCCCCGCACCACUCGCACAACCACCUCGCUUCUCAUUGUAACGGCACUGACAGCAGAUCCAUCCGGCGACGGUCGACCUUCAACAGCGGGCCAUUUCGGUUCGGAUUGUCAUUUUCAUUCGUAUUCGACCCCGCCGGCCGGCUGUGCUAUUACUGGUCCAUGGUCGUCUCCCUCGCAUUCUUAUACAACCUCUGGGUCAUCGUAUAUAGAUUCGCCUUUCAAGAAAUCAAUGGUGAAACGUUAAUAGUGUGGUUUUGUUUGGAUUAUUUUUCGGACUUCCUUUAUCUGGCGGAUAUUUUAUUUCAUUUUCGGACGGGCUACUUAGAAGACGGGGUGUUACAAACAGAACCGGCGAAGCUCAGGGCGCAUUAUAUGAACUCUACCACAUUUUACAUAGACUGUCUAUGUUUAUUGCCGCUGGAUUUCCUUUAUUUAUCUAUCGGCUUUAAUUCCAUACUAAGAUCCUUCAGACUUGUGAAAAUAUACCGCUUCUGGGCCUUUAUGGACCGUACCGAACGGCAUACGAACUAUCCUAAUCUAUUUAGGUCGACCAGUUUAAUUCAUUAUCUAUUAGUAAUAUUCCAUUGGAAUGGAUGUUUGUACCAUAUAAUAUAUAAAAACAAUGGAUUCGGUAGUAAAAAUUGGGUAUAUCAUGAUACAGAGACUGCUGACGUAGUGAAACAAUAUCUACAGAGUUAUUAUUGGUGCACGUUGGCGUUGACCACAAUAGGUGACUUGCCCCGACCGCGCAGUAAAGGAGAAUACGUGUUCGUGAUAGCCCAGUUGCUGUUCGGGUUAUUGCUCUUCGCAACGGUGCUGGGGCACGUCGCUAAUAUCGUCACCUCAGUGAGCACGGCCAGAAAGGAGUUCCAAGCAAAGCUAGAUGGCGUGAAAACCUACAUGCGUAUGAGAAGAGUUCCCAAUCAUUUACAAGUGAAAGUUAUAAAAUGGUUUGAUUAUUUAUGGCUCACGCAGAAGUGUUCAGAUGAAGAGAAGGCGGUAUCUUGUCUUCCUGAUAAACUGAAAGCAGAAAUAGCUAUAAAUGUCCAUCUCGAUACCCUAAAGAGAGUGGAGAUCUUUCAGAAUACAGAGGCUGGUUUUUUGUGUGAACUCGUGUUGCGACUGCGCCCCGUAUUGUUUUCUCCUGGAGAUUACAUAUGCAGGAAAGGUGAAGUCGGGAAGGAGAUGUACAUAGUGAAUCGAGGGAAAUUACAGGUGAUGGGUGACAACGGGAAAACAGUUCUUGCAACACUAAAGGCGGGUUCUUAUUUUGGCGAAAUUUCCAUUCUGAAUAUGGGCACAGCAGGUAAACAACUUGGCAACCGGCGGACAGCGUCAGUGCGCUCCGUGGGGUACUCGGACCUGUUCGUGCUCAGCAAGAACGACAUGUGGGAUGUUCUCAAAGAGUAUCCUGCCGCGCGUGUUCGCCUUGAAGCGAUAGCAGUCAAAAGACUUGAAAAAUAUAGAAAAGCACCGAUGGAAAAAGGUACGUAUGUAGCGAUGGCUCGCUGCCAAUCAACGCCGGGGCUGUUGGAAUCGAUCGGGCAAGUGUCGAUAGUGGACAUGCAGCUCCCUCGUCCCUCUAUGAUUCUUCCGAUGCAUUCUUCACAUCCGCCUUCUUUCCGGGACCAGGUUUAUAGUUCUUCAGUAAGCCCUCUUCGUGUAGCAUCACCAGUAGUAUCGUGUGCUUCAAGUGCCCGUAGCAGUGCUGUUGGCGGCGGUAGUGUUGCGACGGGCAGUGUGGCUCCUAAGGUCGUCCUUGAUUCCCACGAAGCUCUGGAGUCAGAAAUAAAGCGUCUACGUGAGCGUCUGUAUACGGUCGAAACGGAGAACGCCGCGAUGUCUGCAAAGCUGAGUCAGCAGCAGUGGGAAGUUGAUCAAAGGUUACAAGAAAUCGAAAUGCAGAUCUGUGGUGGAAGUUCACUGAGCUCGCAGGAGGAGAAUGAGCGCAAUCGGGAGAGCAUUAUUUAACGGCGCGCUUCGCCCUCCGCGCUUGCGCCGCGAAACGUACCAGCACAAAGCGCGCCGCAUACGUUUCGCCUUGCCGCCGUUUGUUGAGCACUAAACUAUUAACAUCGAAUGCUAGCGAACCCUUCAAAACCAAAGACCUUGUGGAUUCUAGUGGCUAGUUUUUCCUCUUAUUGUAUGAAAUGUGUUGUUCGCUACCAAUAAUGAAUAGUGCCACAAACGCCGGCACGCGUUUUUAGCGCGUGAUCUUCCUAUAAACUUCGGACUCCCAGUGUUUUGACGAUUAUAGAAAAUGGAAAGAUACAUAAGAAUUAACUUUAUCAAAUUUAUAUACAUAAACUUAGUAUAUGCGACUCGCUAAUAAUAAAUGACGAGUGUUCGUGGAGUGAGAUUUUGUCGAGACAAUAUUAUCUUUAAAAUCGUUUAAAGCCAAUGGUGUAGUGUGUGGUUUAUGUGGUAAAGCACAAGGUGCGUCGUGUGUGCGCUAAUCCUGCAUUAUGAGUUCGCGUCUGACGACCAUACAUGUGUUUAGAUAAUUAUAAUAAUAACUAAAAACUAUUGUAAAUAGGUAAUUUUUAUUAAAAACGUUCGUUUAGUUUAUCAUUUUUUUUUCAAUAAGACGAUCUUGACUUAUAAUCUGGCAUGAAACGGUUGGGUAAGAAAUAAGCGUUCUCAAUAAAUUCGUGUCUACAAUUGAGUUUAGUUGAAACUGUAUGUAUUUUUGGAACUAGUAUGAGAAGUUAGGUGUACGAUAAUCGAAUACACUACUAACUACGUAACUCUGUAGCUACCUAAGUAGGCAUGUGCAGCAACGCAGGGACGCAGUGCAUGGAAUGUUCGACAAACUAGCAUCACCUGUGAUGCUCACAUAAUAAAAUUGUUUUCUAAUUCACCAUUUUAAGCUUUAAUUAUCUUUAAUCUGGGAGAUUAACGGAUAUGUGUCGUGGUUAUCCAACUUCCGGUAUAUUUCCUCCUUUGUUAUAUUAUUACAGUAAUAUAACGGUUAGGUAGGUCUUUAAUGUCAAUAAAUUUUAUAUAAUCUAUGUGUAUCGAAGGAUCUAAAUGCAUAUAUUGCAAGACUUUCGUUCGAUAAGUGAAAGAACCAUAUUGAGUUACAAUUUGUUAUACAGAGAUAAUAUACCUCUGUAUCUAUACUAAGUAACGUAGAUUAAAAUAGAUACUUAAUUUCGUUUGGUAUUUUGUAAAUCACUACUGCCAAAUAAAUGUUAAGUACAUAGAUAAAAUGUUUUAAUGUAAAGAUAUUGAUCGUAAACUGAUUAAUGUUUUAUACUUAUUAUCUAAAAAUUAUAAAUAAUAAGUUCGUUUAAAAGUCGUUAUUUAAAUAGUGAUUCGUCGAUUCAAUUGAUAUUUACUGUUGAUGCUUGGAAUUCUUUUCAAGUUUGUUUCUUGUAAUAUAUUUUAAUUACAAUGUGCAUACAAUGACAUAUAAGUAUUAUAUUGAAUAUUAAGAAAAUUGUAAAUAAUUACUUACGACUCCUACGAUAUUCAUUUUUAAGUCAGUUUUUCAUUGGGGUGCGUUUUCUUUGAACCACGAGCCAAGGUAAAAUGGCAUCUUAUGGCAAGUUUGUAUAGAGAGGAUACAAUCCUAUAUUAUUCAUCUAUUUAACACAAUAAUUAUUGUACUUCAAGAUAUUUUCUCCUUUCUCAUUGAUUUGUCUGUUUAUUAGAUAAAAUAUUAUAGUAAAAUGUACUUUUAAUCCAUACAGUAUAUUUCCCAUGACUGAAGUAGUCAACCUUUGGUACUUGGAGGUAAAUUAAUAAAUAGUAAGAGAAGACAACGUUUCAUUUCAGACAAUUUAGAUGCAUUUUAAAACUCCUUAAGAAUUUUUUGUAAUAAUAACGUAGCCUCCUGUGGUUAUUACUGAUACGUAGCUUUUGAUAAAACUUAGACAGUAGUAUUGGAUAUAUAAAUUAAAUAAAAACCAACUAAAAUGCUCAAAAUUUCAACGAAACGAUUCAUAUCAAAAGCGUUAUCAUCUCAUCAGAAUUCCACUUUAGUUGUUUUCAAAUAAAGAACGAAGACUAUAAUAAUGUAUUGAAGUACAAUAUAUUGGAACAAUAAUUCUUAUACGCAACCAACGAAAAAUAUUGUAUGUACGUACCUAUUGAAAAUGUAAUGACUAGUAUUAUUAUUUUAUUUAAAUAUACUGUAUUACUAACAAAAUGUUUCUUAAUCUAACGGCCAAAGAUUUAAAUGAUUAUCGCCAUGAUUAUUCACAAAUAAAGCUUAAUUGUUAAUUGUUUUGAAUUUAUAAUUGUACUUACUUUUGAAUUAAAUUACCUUAAAUUUAAAUAUUCAUCCUUUUCUUAAUUUAUAUAGGAUAUGAUUUUGUGUUUUGUUAUUUAUUUUAAAAUAAAUUAUUUUUUUUUAAUCUGUUUUGCAGGUGUUGCUAAUCUUAAAAUUUUUAUUCAAUCCAAUGAAAUAUCACGUAUUAAACUCCAUAAAUGUUCAGUCCUAAGUGAUUGGAUAUGAAUUCCAGUUUUAAUUGUAUCUAAAUAUUUAUUUAUUGUUAUAAUAUGUAUGUAUAUCCAUAAAUAUUCGCAUUAAUUUCUCAAUUAUAAAUUGAUAAGAAUGCAUAUAUUGCAAUCAAAUAUAAUAAACGAAGCAAGUGCUUAUACGUUAUGAUAAUAUAUAAGUAUUUCAAUCAAAGGAAUCAAUAAAUUAUCGUAAUUCAAUUGUUUUGUAUUGUUGUGUACAUUUGUAUAUUAUGUUUUAUCGUCAUAAUGUGUAUAUGCGUUGGAUAAGUUAUUUAAGGUGACGAAGGUUUUCAGUAGUAGACAAUUUACCGGGCCCAGGCUUGUGGACCCUGAAUUGGCAAUCAAUUAUAUAUUAUAUGUCACAUGAUUCAUU